GCAAGCCAGCUGAAAACCACAUCUCUUUCUUGCAAGGGGCCUCCCUUAUUUGAGCUUUUUUUGUGCCUAAGGUUCUGCCUGGCCCUUCCUUCUGCCAGCGCUUCUUGAACAGGGAGCAGAUGAUCCACCCAAACCCAAGCAGGUGCCUGCCAGGAAAGGCAUUGCCAGUUUCGAGAGGAUUUGCCUGAAAGAGCCCUCAAGUGUACCCAUUAUCACUAGGUUGGCAGGUUGUCUUUAAGAGACCAUGACCUUUCACGCUGGGUCCUUCUCAUGUCCUGCCCAAAGGCAUUUUUGCCUCCCUUCUCCUUUCCAGUGCACACCCACACCCAUGUCCCCCUUUCAUGGACCCAGUUGGGGAAGAACUGCUGGCAAUGGCUUGUUUUCUACCACAACAGCAGGGUUGGGGAAGUGGCAAGAGGAGAAAAACCCUCUUCCCAACCCCCACCCCACUGCCAAUCCCAAGCAUACACAUACCUUUCUGGCUUAAGUUCCUAGUCCUGGCAACGUACCAGGCACAGCUGUGGGAGGAACUCCUUGUGCUUGUGGGGGGCCCUGCAUGACCCUGAUGACAACAGCUCAGCUUGACAAGAGCUCCCUGUGAGGGGCUAACCAACCGUAGUAACAUGGAGGUCCCUGUCCUGGAUCAAUCCCAUCCUGUCCUGGGUAGCGGCAUUGUUCCACUCUAAGAGCCUAAAAGCUUUUUUGCUUUGAAGCACCCAUGCCAGCUUUCAAUGGACUGUCUGGGGCUGGCUGAGCUAUUAAUAGCUGUGAGUAUUUUGAGAUCCCUUUCCCCACCUUAAAGAACACAGAGAUUCUUAGAGAGGUGGCAGUAAGCAGAGCAGAGACAAGAGAACAUACCCAGCCUGGGAAGGGGGCUUAAAGUUUGUUCCAAGAUGGGGACAGAGUGGAGCCUCCAUGAGUAGGGGGCGACCAUAAUCAGCAGAUUCUAAGCUGGCAAUCAGGUUGGAGUGGCCCCACCCUUUGCUGUUGGAGAACACAGGGCCAGGCCUGGCUCCCUGACCUCAGCAGGUCCCUUGGGCCAGCUCCCUGACCUCAGCAGGUCCCUUGGGCCAGGGCCAGCUACCUGAGCUGUGACUAGUGUCCCUGCAGAGGGGUGGUGUGGGAGGGCCCCAGGGUGACACUCGGAGGCAAGUGCUAGUCCUGGACAGAGUCACCGUGAGCUGGGAAGAAGUCUUGCCUCAGAAGCCCGUGGCCCUGACUUGUGUGCAGGUAGCAGAGGCAGCAGGCCGUGCCGGGGGGGCAUGUUGCUGUAACCAGUGGCCCAGGGGAUGUUACGGUGGACAGUGCACCUGGAGGGCGGGCCCCGCAGGGUGAACCAUGCUGCAGUGGCUGUUGGGCACCGGGUAUACUCCUUCGGGGGUUACUGCUCUGGUGAAGACUAUGAGACACUGCGUCAGAUAGAUGUGCACAUUUUCAAUGCAGUGUCCUUGCGUUGGACAAAGCUGCCCCCAGUGAGGCCCGCCAUCCGCGGGCAGGCUCCUGUGGUCCCCUACAUGCGGUAUGGACACUCAACCGUCCUCAUCGACGACACGGUCUUCCUUUGGGGCGGGCGGAAUGACACCGAAGGGGCCUGCAAUGUGCUCUAUGCCUUUGAUGUCAAUGCUCACAAAUGGUUCACACCCCGAGUGUCAGGAACAGUUCCUGGGGCUCGGGAUGGACAUUCGGCUUGUGUCCUGGGCAAGAUCAUGUACAUUUUCGGGGGCUACGAACAGCUGGCGGACUGCUUUUCCAAUGACAUUCAUAAGCUGGAUACCAGCACCAUGACUUGGACCCUUAUCUGUACAAAGGGCAACCCUGCACGUUGGAGGGACUUCCACUCAGCCACAAUGCUGGGAAAUCACAUGUAUGUCUUUGGGGGCCGCGCCGACCGCUUUGGGCCAUUCCAUUCCAACAAUGAGAUUUACUGCAACCGCAUUCGCGUCUUUGACACCAGAACUGAGGCCUGGCUGGACUGCCCACCCACUCCAGUGCUGCCCGAGGGGCGCCGGAGCCACUCAGCCUUUGGCUACAAUGGGGAGCUGUAUAUCUUUGGUGGCUAUAACGCAAGGCUGAACCGGCACUUCCAUGAUCUCUGGAAGUUUAACCCUGUGUCCUUUAGCUGGAAAAAGAUUGAACCGAAGGGGAAGGGGCCAUGUCCCCGCCGGCGCCAGUGCUGCUGUAUUGUUGGUGACAAGAUUGUCCUCUUUGGGGGUACCAGUCCAUCUCCUGAGGAAGGCCUUGGAGAUGAGUUUGACCUCAUAGAUCAUUCUGACUUACACAUUUUGGACUUUAGCCCUAGUCUGAAGACUCUGUGCAAAUUGGCCGUGAUUCAGUAUAACCUGGACCAGUCCUGUUUGCCCCAUGACAUCAGGUAUAGCGAAUGGUUGGAAAGGAGGGAUUGGUUGAGAAUAAAUGAGCGGCACAGGCAUGAUCUAAUUAGCUUGGUCUCACUGUGGAGGAGACAGACGUUUUUGUUCUGCUGGAGAUGUAGUGUACUUGUGGGAAAUGAGAUGCAAAGAGGUGAAGUUACCGCCAUCAUAUGAUAAAACUGUCAGCUGGGUAAGUUAUAUGAAA
Messenger RNA from Propithecus coquereli (Coquerel's sifaka), 2574 nucleotides. RefSeq names its product kelch domain containing 3 (gene KLHDC3). Gene Ontology annotation, molecular function: chromatin binding; protein binding. Gene Ontology annotation, cellular component: cytoplasm. NCBI's taxonomy places the organism in Eukaryota, Metazoa, Chordata, Mammalia, Primates, Indriidae. The coding region runs from base 1290 to 2543 and encodes 417 amino acids. The record is from RefSeq and is a predicted model, not a curated record. The transcript has 9 exons.